CACGGCAGGUGUGAGGAGAUGGUGGGGGAGCAGCCGGCGGGCACCGGCCGGGUGGUGCUGGUCAAGAAGAUCAUCAUGAAGGACGGGGCAGCGCUCCAGCAGGGUAUCGGCAGGCCCAGUGUGUACCAUGCGGUGGUGGUCAUCUUCCUGGAGUUCUUCGCCUGGGGACUGCUCACUACGCCCAUGCUCACCGUGCUACAUGAAACGUUUCCCCAGCACACGUUCCUGAUGAAUGGACUCAUUCAGGGUGUGAAGGGUCUACUGUCAUUCAUGUCUGCUCCUCUGAUUGGUGCACUGUCAGAUGUGUGGGGCAGGCGGUCCUUCCUAUUGGUCACCGUCUUCUUCACCUGCGCCCCAAUCCCUCUGAUGAGGCUCAGCCCCUGGUGGUACUUCGCCAUGAUCUCCAUGUCUGGAGCUUUCUCCGUCACCUUCUCUGUCAUUUUCGCCUACGUUGCCGAUGUGACGGACGAAAGAGAGAGGAGUACAGCCUACGGCCUGGUAUCAGCUACCUUCGCAGCCAGCCUGGUGACGAGUCCGGCCAUCGGGGCGUACCUGUCGGCCUGGUACGGAGACAACCUGGUGGUUCUGCUGGCCACUCUCAUCGCUCUGGCCGACAUCUGCUUCAUCCUGCUGGCCGUGCCCGAGUCUCUACCGGACAAGAUGAGGCUCAACACCUGGGGGGCGCCCAUAUCCUGGGAGCAGGCCGACCCCUUCACUUCUCUGAGGAAGGUUGGUCAGGACCCGACGGUCUUGCUGAUCUGCAUCACUGUGUUCCUGUCUUACCUGCCGGAGGCCGGACAGUACUCCAGCUUCUUCCUCUACCUCAGACAGGUUAUCAAUUUCUCCUCCACAACCAUCGCUGUUUUUAUUGGAGUGGUGGGCAUUCUGUCCAUUGUAGCACAGACCCUCCUCCUAACGCUGCUGAUGAGGACUCUGGGUAAUAAAAACACUGUUCUGUUGGGUUUGGGCUUCCAGAUCCUUCAGCUGGCCUGGUACGGCUUAGGAUCAGAGCCAUGGAUGAUGUGGGCGGCUGGUGCUGUAGCAGCAAUGUCCUCCAUCACCUUCCCUGCAGUCUCUGCUCUGGUGUCACACUCUGCUGAUUCUGAUAAACAAGCGCUCAUCCCCGGCCCACCUUUCCUGUUGGGGGCGUGCACCGUGGUGGUCGUCGCCUUCAUCGUCGCACUCUUCAUCCCCGAGAAGCCCUCCCCUUCCUCCUCGGCCUCUCAGCUGUCACUCAGCGACAAGCCCCGCCCAGACAGCAAAGAGUCAUUGUCCACGCUGGCGGGCAUCCACAUCAACACACCCCUCCCAGGCAGUGACGAGGAGACCCCUCCCACUGCCAGCGACGAGGACUUUGAGCCUCUGCUGCAGGACAGUAUCGUUUGAUGGACAGGUGAAAGGACCAC
Scomber scombrus (Atlantic mackerel) is the source of this 1406-nucleotide messenger RNA. It is a transcript of the gene slc71a2a, whose product is annotated as major facilitator superfamily domain containing 14Ba. Gene Ontology annotation, molecular function: transmembrane transporter activity. NCBI's taxonomy places the organism in Eukaryota, Metazoa, Chordata, Actinopteri, Scombriformes, Scombridae. Bases 19 to 1386 code for a protein of 455 amino acids. The record is from RefSeq and is a predicted model, not a curated record. Gene Ontology annotation, biological process: transmembrane transport. The transcript has 11 exons. Gene Ontology annotation, cellular component: membrane.